Messenger RNA from Cooperia oncophora, 255 nucleotides. Lineage: Eukaryota; Metazoa; Nematoda; Chromadorea; Rhabditida; Trichostrongylidae. The record is from the annotation of a GenBank genome assembly.
AUGAUAAAAGGAUGUGGCAACGCAACUUUUGAAAGUAUGGAAGAUGCAUGUGCCAACAUUCACAAAUGUGAAGGACUACCCCUUGAGCUGGAAAGUCAAUUCUACUCAGUCAACGAAGAGUGGGACAUUCACUGCGAGCGAAGGUAUCUGGAAGCGGCGCGAGCACCUCAUUGCAAAUGUUCGGGAUGUGAUGAUUGGAUCGCUCAGUUCGGGUCAAAUUUAGCUCGUCAUUCGGAAGGAAAAAGCCGAUGGUAA